UAACGGUCAGAGGAUAAAGAAAGUUUCAAAAGUACCACCAUCGGAGACGGAGACAAUAGACGAGAAGAUAAGAGAAGAAAUGGGUGCGAGCAGUGACCCGAAUCAAGAUGCGUCGGACGAGCAACAACGAAGAUCCGAGAUCUACACUUAUGAGGCUCCAUGGAACAUCUACGCCAUGAAUUGGAGUGUUCGCAAGGACAAGAAUUACCGCCUCGCCAUAGCCAGCCUUCUCGAACAGUACAACAACCGGGUUGAAAUCGUUCAGCUUGAUGAUUCCACCGGAGAGAUCCGCCCCGACUCGGCGCUAUCCUUCGAGCACCCAUACCCGCCGACAAAGCUCAUUUUCAUACCCGAUAAGGAGUGCCAGCGCCCUGACCUUCUUGCCUCGGCUUCUGAUUAUCUCCGCCUCUGGCAGAUAUCGGAUGGCGGUGGUUCCUCUGCGGACGGUCGGCGCGUGGAGAUGAAGAGCUUGUUGAAUAAUAACAAGAAUAGUGAGUUUUCUGGUCCGCUGACUUCUUUUGAUUGGAAUGAGGCGGAUCCGAGGCGUAUUGGGACUUCUAGUAUUGAUACUACUUGUACGAUUUGGGAUAUUGAAAAGGAGGUGGUGGAUACACAAUUGAUUGCUCAUGAUAAGGAGGUUUAUGAUAUUGCCUGGGGAGGUGUUGGGGUUUUUGCUUCGGUUUCUGCUGAUGGGUCAGUUAGGGUUUUUGAUCUCCGGGACAAGGAGCAUUCAACGAUUAUUUACGAGAGCUCCGAGCCUGACACUCCGUUGGUUCGGUUGGGGUGGAAUAAGCAGGACCCCAGGUACAUGGCCACGAUUAUAAUGGAUAGCAGCAAGGUUGUGGUUCUGGAUAUUCGCUUCCCAACUCUUCCAGUGGUGGAGUUGCAGAGGCACCAGGCCAGUGUGAAUGCAAUUGCAUGGGCUCCUCACAGUUCCUGCCACAUUUGCACAGCAGGGGAUGAUUCUCAGGCGCUUAUCUGGGAUCUUUCCUCCAUGGGGCAGCCAGUCGAGGGUGGGCUAGAUCCUAUUCUGGCAUACACGGCCGGUGCUGAAAUCGAGCAGCUGCAGUGGUCUUCCUCCCAGCCUGACUGGGUUGCCAUUGCAUUCUCCAACAAGCUGCAGAUUCUGAGGGAUCAAUGAAGGUUUACCUUCAAGGCAAUCCAUCUGAUGCUUGAGGUGGCUAAGGGCAUGGAAAAAAUAGACUGGAAUAUGUGGCUGAAGAGGCCAGUGAGUACCCAUCAUUGGCACUCAGAUCAUUGCACUGACUGCCUAACAGUGAUUAUUUCAAUCUUGGUGGUGUGAAUUCGUUUGUACUUGCUGUCAGUGGCAUUGUUCCUGUUUCCCUAUCUCAACUGCUUGCUUCUAUUCAAGACGAUGUUCCAUGAGUUCUGCUAUUGUUUUACCGCUUACCUUUUGUUUUGUUUUUAAUUAGCCUUGGGCAAAAUUAUCACAUAUGCUGUUAAUGAUUUAAGAAAAUGAAGGACUGAGCAUGGACAAUAUGCUUCAGCUGAACUGUGUAAUACAUGAGCUAGUGAGAAUAAUUUGAUUUGCAAAUUGUUCCUUUAUUUGAUUAAUCUGACUUACUGAAAUUUGUUGGAAGGUAAAAUGAACCGGGUUCAAUUUGUUGCAGGUUUUGUUUUUGGUGAUACAUUCCUCAUUUUAUUAUUCUGUGUAGCACCUGUCUUUUUGUUGAGUUUUGUGAUUCUCUAUUUAAGCUAAAGCACUAAUUCCUGCUUCCAUAUUCUGGUGAUUCCCCUUGCGAAGUUACUAUGUUCUGCUUAUAGUAUUUAAAUAGGCUGUUAAUUUUUCCAUGAAAUUUAAAUUGAGUUUCAAAGUUGUGUGUUGUUGCUCUUGUUUGAACAUCAAAGCAUCUUUAGAAAAGUGUCAAGGCAUGGCACAAUCACAAUCAGUUGGUUAGUGCUUAUACAAGUCAAAAAAACGUUGAUUGUUAACACGGGCUGCUGUUUUGAACUUUUGAGUAACUAGUCUAUAAAAACCUAUCCCUUCAGUCCAGGCUGCCGUUGUAAAUCAGAUCUUAUGACUUGUAACAAAACUAACUAUAUUUUUCCAUGAAUGUUCCUCCUUUCUGGUUGACAGGAAGUGGAGAAUAGAAUGCAUUUUUUAUCUGAUGACAAAAUUUUAUUUCGUUUUUCCUGUAUAAUGGCACUUCUGAGGCAUGUAAUUUCGUCGUGAACUGUAGAUGUGGUCAUCGAGUAGAAAAUGAAGUAUAUUUGAUUUUGA
Molecule: messenger RNA, 2242 nt
Organism: Olea europaea var. sylvestris
Lineage: Eukaryota; Viridiplantae; Streptophyta; Magnoliopsida; Lamiales; Oleaceae
Product: WD repeat-containing protein LWD1-like
Exons: 3
Coding region: 80-1141 (353 amino acids)
Cellular component (GO): nucleus
Molecular function (GO): protein binding
Source: RefSeq, a predicted model, not a curated record